Molecule: messenger RNA, 1698 nt
Organism: Adineta ricciae
Lineage: Eukaryota; Metazoa; Rotifera; Eurotatoria; Adinetida; Adinetidae
Source: the annotation of a GenBank genome assembly
AUGGAUUUUUGUGCUUCAAAUCCUUUGAAAUGUCUUAACAACGGUACUUGUAUCAUGAAUUAUACAUUGAAUAUCACUUAUUGUGUGUGCGAUCAAUGUCAUGAAGGAGAUUUUUGUCAAGAUCUACGCAGGGAAAACUAUUAUGACACAAAAUACAUCAAUUUCAUCAUGUAUAUCGUUGCAUUUGGUAUCUCAGUAUUGAACAACACAAUGUGUCUCGAAUUAUUUAUCAGAUGUCGAUUGAUACGGCGAACAAACAGUGGAGUUUAUCUCAUCAUCUAUUCAAGUCUUUGUCUGUUGGGUAGUAUUCUGCUUGUCAUGGAAGGUUAUGUAGAUUAUGAUAGAAGCACACGCGUAUUUCGAAAUGAUCCACAUGCUCGGCAAAGAUUUCAUUGCAUUGUUGGUGUCACAGGUUAUGGUUCAACGAGUUUUCUGUGUAUAUGGUUUAGUGCAAUGGUUCAACUCGAACGUGGUUUACUUUUAUUUUUCGGUGCAACAACAAAUUUUUCUCGAAAACGAUCGAUAAUCAUUUCUGUACUUUUAUUGGUUAUGGCAAUAGGUUGUUCAUUACCACUUAUCGUUUACAACUGUGAGUGGGAUGGUAAUCGACCUAUUAAAACUUUACGAGUUGUUCUCAUGUACUUUCAUAUUUGUAUACCGGUUCUCAUCUAUCUGAUUGCUACCAUUUUGACUUUCAUUGGUUUCGCUCGUCGAAUAGACGCUUAUGGAUUAGAAAAGCGCUCUAAACCAAGAUUAUUCAUGAAACUGACACAAACACAUUUCUUUAUUUUUAUUCCACCUGUCGUUUAUUCUAUUUGCUACGGACUCUUCAAUCUAGUGGCGAAAUACAGUGAUCCUGAUAAAGGUUAUUUCGCUUGUGGGAUCUCAACUCCAGAAUAUGUCGUAAAAAUUUUAUUACGAGGUCUCACGGGUCUUCCGUUUACUAUCACUUGGUUGCUUUUUGUGUAUCCAUCGCGAGUUUACAUGAGUGAGUUUUACAUGGACACGUGGUGUGGACAAUGGACAGCAUAUAUCAUACUGCGCUUUCGCCGGUGUUUUUCGAAGAAGAAGGACGAGCCGAGGCCCAACGAACCAUCAGAUGACGCUGGAUAUAACAGUAUCAGUGAUCAGCCUUUACUUCGUGACUCCUCAUCGUCUGCGUCGAACAAUCCGGUCCGAAACUGGCAUGAUCCAGAACAUUACGGCGAUUUCGUGACCCAGGAUUCCAGGCCGGACCAAAUCCGUUCGUUUCCGAUCGUAUCCGAACGUAAAAUCUUGGAAAUGUCGUCUUCUUUUCUCCGUGAAGCCGUUGGUUUAGCUGCUCAAUUACAUUUAUUGAAACUUGUAAUUGAUCUGAGUAGUUUCUACGAAGACUUCUUGUCACGGCGAGAAUAUGAUGUUGAUGAGAAUUCGCUCCCGAUGGUACCUAGGACGAUGGUUCCUGAAGCAGGAUUCUAUGAAUUUCCGACAAAAUCCCUGAGGAAACACGCCAUGUCUGAGCGGAAAAUGCCAGGAAUCCGACGGAGAAAUGCGGUAACCGUUUGCGGCUACCGUUUUCGACAUUUUCCUGUUGGUUCCGGCCCAAACCAGAUAAAUGUGACCACCGGAUCCGCUCAUCUGGAAUACUGCUUCCAUGAAAUCUCCGGAAUACCCUGGAAGCGAUCAUUUCCGUGCCGGAUUGCUUGGCCUGGGAUGUGA